Messenger RNA from Debaryomyces hansenii CBS767, 906 nucleotides. RefSeq lists its product as uncharacterized. The transcript has a single exon. The coding region runs from base 1 to 906 and encodes 301 amino acids. The record is from RefSeq and is a predicted model, not a curated record. Gene Ontology annotation, molecular function: cysteine-type deubiquitinase activity. Lineage: Eukaryota; Fungi; Ascomycota; Pichiomycetes; Serinales; Debaryomycetaceae. Gene Ontology annotation, biological process: protein deubiquitination.
AUGAGUGAACUUGAAGCUACAGCUACAGAGUCCCGGGAUGAGAUGAUACAAAGACAUAAGGCGGAACAGAAAAAUUUGGUGGCCACCAUUACGGGAAUGAAGAAACAGGCGACUAAGAAAACUAGGAAGGCCGUGAUGAGCAAGUGCAACGAGCUCCAGGAGAGUUUGAAUCAAAAGCACAAGACAGAGUUGAACGAGCUUGACGGGAGCGCAACAGAUGGUGCGGAGGACGAAAUAAGGCCCGAAGACUUGCUCGCGCAAAUGGAAUCCACCACGAUUCACGAUGCUAACAAUGCUGAGGAGAAGAAACCGCCGGCUCAACCAUCCACUAAGGAUGCACUCCAAACUAAAAGAAACAGACAGAAGGAACGGUUAGCCAAACGAAACGCUAAAAUUGAGCAGAUGAGGGAUGAAGCCCGAAAGGAGUCGGAGAACGAUGUCGACUACCGAAAAAUCGAACAGGAGUCGAUGCAACAUAUAAUUGAACGGGGUAAUUUAACGGUUUACGAAAUUAAGCCCGAUGGGCAUUGCUUGUUCGCUUCGAUCCAAGACCAGUUGACCCGCAGACACUCCAACGAAGUGUCAAUCCAGCAAUUGCGUGAGACUGCUGCUCGCUACAUAGAGACUCACCCCGAUGAUUUCAUCCCAUUUUUAUUUGACGAAGCCACCAACUCCUUACGAGAUCUUACGGACUACACGAAAGAACUAACCACCACGGCCAUGUGGGGUUCGGACAUGGAGAUAAUGGCAUUAGCUAACGAAUUCGACUGUCCCAUCACAGUUUUGAUGGCCGGCGGUGCUCCUAUAACCAUCAACCCAGAGGGUGCAAAUACGGAGUUAAAAUUAGGGUUUUAUAAGCACUCUUUUGGAUUGGGCGAACACUACAAUUCCUUAAGAGACAUUUAA